Messenger RNA from Anoplopoma fimbria (sablefish), 3285 nucleotides. RefSeq names its product sodium channel, voltage-gated, type I, beta a (gene scn1ba). Gene Ontology annotation, biological process: cardiac muscle cell action potential involved in contraction; sodium ion transport; regulation of heart rate by cardiac conduction. The transcript has 7 exons. The coding region runs from base 556 to 1224 and encodes 222 amino acids. The record is from RefSeq and is a predicted model, not a curated record. NCBI's taxonomy places the organism in Eukaryota, Metazoa, Chordata, Actinopteri, Perciformes, Anoplopomatidae. Gene Ontology annotation, molecular function: sodium channel regulator activity. Gene Ontology annotation, cellular component: voltage-gated sodium channel complex.
CCUCGGUAUCGUCCCUAAGAUAUCAGUCUUCCGUUGGAUUUUAUGGUUAAUCACUGACACUGCAGUUUAUUGAACAAUCAUUAAUCUGUGUGUGCCAGUUUAGUGGCAUUAUUUGGUGAACACAGUCUCAUUGUGGAGCUGAGGGGUGUGCCACAGAGUAUAAAUAGUUGAACAAAGGCCCUUUUGGUGCUGACAAGAGGCUCGAAACCCGAAACUGGGAGUGAUUCGUCCCUCUGGUAACUCUACACGCUCACACACUGAGAGGCUGGACGGAAUAGAGUGAUUUAGAUCCUGAGUGGGCGAACAGACGAGGCAGCACGCGGCUUUCCACGCUGCUGCUGUCAGGUUUUUCAGGUGCUUAAAGAGGAUUAUAUGAGCAAGAAGAAGACCCAGCCACCCCUCCUGCCAGCCCCUUGUAUGAGCUGAAAAAAAAGAGGGAGAAGAAGAGGAAGACACCCGGACAGACCACACCCAAGAGUCCCAACAGCCUCCGAAAAGAGUCUCCCAUCUCACCUCCCAGACUUGUAAUCCUACAGUCUUCUUUGUCCAGUCAGGAUGUCUGCAGUCCAAGAGCUGCUGCUGCUGCCUCUGGCCCUCCUGGUGCUUCAAGCGUCUCUGUGCCAUGGAGCCUGCGUGGAGGUGGACUCAGACACAGAGGCCGUGGCCGAUGGAGGCUUCAAACUGGGCUGCAUCUCCUGUAAGAUGAGGGGCGAGGUGCGUGCCACCGCCUCCGUCAAGUGGUACUUCAAGGCAUUAGAUGAGGCCAAUUUUACCGAAUUUUACAACUAUGGGAAAUAUAACGACAACAUCAUUGACCCACGUUUCACCGGGCGUCUGUUCUGGAACGGCAGCAAGCAAACCGAAGACCUGCAGGACGGCUCCAUCUUCAUCAUCAACGUGACCUUCAACGACAGCGGAACAUAUAUGUGCAAAUUCAGCCGCACCCUCAACUAUUCCAACUUCCAGUUUAUAACCAACUCCAACAAGACAUUCUUCAUGAAAGUGGUGCCACAAAUCACUAGGGGACUGGCAUCCAUCUUGUCUGAGGUGAUGAUGUAUGUCACCAUCAUCGGGCUGCAAGUGUGGCUUGUGGUUGAGAUGAUAUACUGCUACAGGAAGAUAUCAGCGGCGGGAGAGGAAGCUCUGAGAGAGAGCGCGGCGGAGUAUUUAGCUAUAGCAUCGGAAAGUAAAGAUAAUUGUGCAGGUGUACAAGUGGCAGAAUAGCACCGGGCGAGGAAGAAUCCACUCUCAUCCUUUCUCCUCUCACCGUAGCUCACAUCCCGCCAUCCUCUUCACAAGAUGGGAAAGCCAAAGCAAAGAGAGCAGGAAGAUCUUCAUAGAAAGGGGUUUUCUUUUUUAAAAGUAACUUUCUGAAAAGGAUGGAAAGAGCUGAACUGUGUCCUAUUCUUAAAGGGACAGGAGGGAUGCAUCAUGUCGCGGUCCAACGGGAGAGAGACUGGGUUGAGCUGUAUAUUGGUGUGUAUGUAUGCACAGAUAAUCUUAUAUCGAUAUUAUAGGCCUACAUUUAUAUCCACUACCUGCAUGCUUAUGAGCUAUUCAUAACGACCAACAUCAUGCAUCUGAGGUUCUGUCAAGUUUUUAAGAGUUUUUAAUUACGAGUACGACUACAUUUGACUGCAAAUGUUCUUGCUGUAAUGAUGGUAUGUAAUAUUUAGAAGAAUUUCAUUAUAAUCAGGCUGAAAAAAGUCUCAGAAAAAGAGCAAUUAGGCCAGAACGGGAGACGAUAAAUGAAAUAUUUAAAGGAAAAAAAACACAAUAGAAGGUGCAUCAUAUAAGCAGUGGCCACAAAACAGGGGAUUAUCUUUUCGGAAAAGAUAUAAGGAAACUCACUGACAUUUUUAAUUAGGCAAUUGGGAAACUAUUAGCAAGGGUUCAACCCCUGCUGACAACUUUUUAAAGGCAAUCUGAAUAUACAGAUUUUAUUUAAGCGGAUAUAAGAAUGUGACAUAAACACACGUCAGGUUAAAGCCGUUGCAUUCAGUUGUAGGUUUAAAUACAAUAAAAGAGAAAUGUGAGGGUUCAGACUCUCUGCUAACCAAGAGAAAUGAUGUCUGUACUAAAUGUUAAGUCUGCUUAAUGUUUAGCUCAUCUCUGGAGGGCAUUUAUUAGUAUAAUAGUUUGAGUUAUCAGUUUACAAAUUAAGGGACAUGCAGUCCACUGUACAUUCCAUGUUGAACAUAUUAGAAAAACAUCGUCAUGUUUUUAAGCGUUUCAUAUCGGACUGGGGAAGCAACAGAGAUGAGAUCAACACAGUGAUGAUUUUACUGUUUUCCUGAAUCCCAGAGUCAAGUUGCCAAAAUCAGCCAUAAUUUUUGAGGCGAAAAGCUAAAUUUCAGUGGGAUUCCCUUUAAAUUAAUUCAUUUAAAACUCACUCGGAUGGUGGUGAGGAGCAAAAAAUGGCCCCUGAAGCCAAAGAGUGACUUUGUGUGACAUGUGAGAAGACGAUGUCCACUUUAUUGCACCGUACCAAAUGUGUAGCAAACCAAAAAACUAAAAAAAGCAGCUUUUACCAAUUUAUCAUGAAUGAUGACGAAAGUGUCUCUUUUAACUGGAUUUGUCUACAGUGGAAACAUUCCCACAGAUGUGUUAUUUCACACACGUCUAAGUGUUUUUGUAGAAACUUAAGGGCUUGGAAAAUUGCUCUGUGUGUCUAACUGCCGUGGGCAAAUGUACCACAAAACCUGUCCAGUGUGCCUCCCUGGGUGAAGCCUUGUGGAAACCCCCCAAAAAGGAAAGAGGUGUUACAAAUCUUUAGUGUUUGUAAAAAUAAGCUGGAGGGCAACUUGCUUCUCUUUCCAGAUGACCAGACAUCGACUGUCGGUGAACACUAGAUGGAAGCAAAACACUGCCACUCUGCAUGAUUUACUGCUCAUCAACUCUGUACCAAAACUGAGUUUCAUACAUUUUGAGAUACCGAGAAUGGGACACAAACCAACUGAUAAAUGAAUACAGAAUAACUGCCUGCUUACUGAUGGAAGAAGAUUAGUACAGUUUAAACAGAAUGUCCAAAGACUACAAGCUAAAACAAAAAAAGCUAGCAAAAAAAAGACCAAAACGAGGGAUAUCUCUGCUCAAUGAGUGAUUUACUUUUUGGGUAUGCUGCAUCAGUUAACAUCAUCUAAACACCUUUUCCUGCAUAGAUGAACCAACUAGUGAAGUAAAAACCACAAUGCUCCCCACAUUGUUGUCAAAACUGCUGUUUUCACUUCAUGUGCAGGUGUGCAAAUGUUGCUCAAUACAAAUAUGAACUAAAUAAAGUUCUUU